AUGAAAUACUUCUCCGAUUAUAAAACCAAGCGCCUCGCGAUGGGCACGGCGAAAAACGAACUUACUGGGUGUACCAUGCUUACAGUGGUGUCAACCCGAGCAGUCUACAUGGGGCAUUUCUACGAAAAUUUAGGAUUUGUCAACUACGACUACCCCAGAAACGAUCCGGAGCCAGCCGACUUCACGCAAAACGUGGAGAAUCUCAUCCGAGGACACAAGCCGCUUUUCCGGGCUAAAGGUGAUGCACUUGACGUGGCAGCCUUUACUGGGGACGGGGAGCAAUGCUUUGCGGCGCUGAUGGUACCGCGUUACAACACAGGAACCCAAGCAGCAUAUUAUCCUGAUCUGAACCAAAGGCUUGUGAAUCUCAUACUGGAAUUAAUCCCUGGUUGCCGCGCUGUUAUUUACGAAUAUUGGGCACGGCCAAAGCCAAGACCUGGACAUGCACUUGCGCUCUUCGAGUAUGAGUCUAAUGCCGACGGAAAAGGAAAUGCUGAUUGGCGUUUGUGGUAUGAGAAUGUUUACGAGCAAGCGAGCAAGUUGGGUAUGCAAGUGAUACCUUGA
This is a messenger RNA of Dissoconium aciculare CBS 342.82, 564 nucleotides long. RefSeq lists its product as uncharacterized. The coding region runs from base 1 to 564 and encodes 187 amino acids. The transcript is spliced from 2 exons. The record is from RefSeq and is a predicted model, not a curated record. NCBI's taxonomy places the organism in Eukaryota, Fungi, Ascomycota, Dothideomycetes, Mycosphaerellales, Dissoconiaceae.